Molecule: messenger RNA, 2713 nt
Organism: Neopelma chrysocephalum (saffron-crested tyrant-manakin)
Lineage: Eukaryota; Metazoa; Chordata; Aves; Passeriformes; Pipridae
Gene: HRH3
Product: histamine receptor H3
Exons: 3
Coding region: 1-1362 (453 amino acids)
Biological process (GO): adenylate cyclase-activating adrenergic receptor signaling pathway
Cellular component (GO): membrane
Molecular function (GO): histamine receptor activity
Source: RefSeq, a predicted model, not a curated record
AUGCUGGGGGCCGGAGCGGCGGUCCUGCCGGCGGGGCGGGAGGCGGGCGGGGCGAGGAGGGGCAGCAGCCCCGCGGCGACGGCGCGGCGGCGGAGCGGCGGGGCCAUGGAGAGCGGCGGGGCGCUGAACGGCUCGGCCGCCGCCGGGCGCUUCGCGGCCGCGGGCACGGCGGCGCUGGCCGCGCUCAUGGCCCUGCUCAUCGCCGUCACCGUGGCCGGCAACGCGCUGGUGAUGCUCGCCUUCGUGGCGGACUCCAGCCUGCGCACCCAGAACAACUUCUUUCUCCUCAACCUGGCCAUCUCGGAUUUCCUAGUAGGUGCCUUCUGCAUCCCCCUGUACGUGCCCUAUGUGCUGACGGGGAGAUGGAUCUUCGGGAGAAGCCUCUGCAAACUCUGGCUGGUAGUUGAUUACCUGCUCUGCACCUCUUCGGUCUUCAACAUCGUACUAAUUAGCUAUGACAGAUUCCUCUCGGUGACAAGAGCGGUCGCUUACAGAGCCCAGCAAGGCAACACCAAGCAAGCAGUGCUGAAGAUGGUGAUGGUGUGGGUGUUGGCAUUCCUGCUGUACGGACCUGCCAUUAUCAGCUGGGAGUACAUAUCAGGCCGGAGUAUCAUUCCCACUGGGGAGUGCUACGCUGAGUUUUUCUACAACUGGUAUUUUCUCAUGACAGCCUCUACCCUGGAGUUUUUCACCCCUUUUAUCAGUGUAAUGUUUUUCAACCUGAGCAUUUACCUGAACAUACAGAAGCGUACCAAGAUGCGCCUGGAUAUUUUCCAUGAAGUGCACAACCAGUCCUUCACUGAAGAGAUGGAAACAAGCCCAGAAGCAAAGCUUUCUUUGAAAUGCUGCAAGUGGGAGCAGAAGGAGUCAGCUGAAACCCUCGACCUCUCUAAGAGCAAAGCUCAAGCAACAGCCUCCUCUUCUAGCCUGGGUGCCAAAGACCUGCUGACAACAAGCUCGGAGAGCUCUGGGAAACCCAAGUGUUGCAACAAAAAGAGCUGUAAAAAUUCAGCAUCCACUCCGUCCUUAGAGAAACGGAUGAAGAUCGUGUCCCAGAGCAUGACUCAACGCUUCAGGCUCUCUAGAGACAAGAAAGUGGCCAAAUCCCUGGCAAUCAUCGUGGGCAUUUUUGGGAUUUGCUGGGCACCAUACACUCUCCUGAUGAUCAUCCGUGCUGGCUGCCACGGCCACUGCAUCUCUGAGUACUGGUACGAGACUUCCUUUUGGCUGCUGUGGAUCAACUCGGCCAUCAACCCUGUCCUAUACCCUCUCUGCCACUACAGCUUCAGAAGGGCUUUUAUUAAACUCCUCUGUCCCAAGAAGCUGAAGAUUCAACCUCAUGAUGCCCUUCAGAACUGCUGAAAGUGAAGCCAGCCCUGUGUGAGGAUGAGAAGAGUCUUGGUUUAAUACUCCAGCAUUGGUGUAGGAAUGCAGCUUCCUUCCUUGGAAGAACCUGGGAGCUGGGCGCAGUGGUCUGGGGCAGGUGAGGAAGGCAGCAGGGAGACCGCUGUUAAUUUAUUCUAGUUCAUCAACAACAAAAUCCCACAGCAUAGGGAUUGUUUUUUUGACAUUAACCACAGACGGUGAAGUCCGUGUCCGCUACUUGCAGGUGCCACAAAAGAGCUCUGCUGCCACCUAGUCAGGCUGAGCAGCACCAGCAUUUUGCUAAAAUAAAGAAAAAUGGACACUGAAAAAUAAAAGUUAGCAAAUUAAUAUCUGGCCUUAAACCAUUGCACUAAAUUACAGUUUAGCUGUUUGCAGACCUGAUUUUUCCCAUAACUGGGAGUGUUUUUUCUUAAGAUGUUACACGGAGGAAACACCUCGUUUAUCCUUUUUGCUACAGCAGCUGCAGCCAUAAUCUGGAUCCCUCUUCCAUGGGGUGCAAUAGAUGUCCCUUCCACUCCCCAAGAAGCGGGGAAUUUUAGCAAGAUUCAGAACACUUGCAUUCUUCCUUUUAAAAUACAUCACUUGAAUGGAGAUCAACAUAAUCAGUCAACAUGAGCAUCAAUUCUUUUAUUUCUCAAUGUUUUUCAAAGCAGUCAACUAAUUCCACAGACAGAGCACCAGAUUCAGGAGACCAGGGGCUCUAGCCUUGGUUUUAACAUAAAAUCUUGGGCAUUUUAUCUCUGCUUCCCAUCUCAUGCUUCCACACACCUGCCUGUGUGUUCUGUAACCUCUUUGGGCACAGAGUAUGACCGAAAAGCAGAUGACUUCCACUGCCCAUCUCUGUUGGCACUGCUCAGUGAUGUGGUAACACAAGCAUGUAAUUAGUUGCUGUGGCAUAUGCUCAUAUUUAACAGUAUUGCACAGGGGAAGCUCAAGAUCAUAAGUCUGAAAACUACAUUUACAAAUAGAAGCCCAAAUGCUGUAAAGUAGUACCCAAGAGCUUAUGAUGUUGUGAUUGCCAAUUACACCUCGCUGUUGCAAGCAAACUGCUUUUUGGCUGCUGCUAGGAGUAAAAGAAAAUGCCAUCCAACUGUAUUCCAGUGAUAUUUGUUAAGUAGAUCAGUAUUGUCAUCUGAAGUCAAGAUUUAAAUGAUGACUUGUCUUGUGUAUAUGAGGUUUCAGUCUUGUGACACUUUCUGUCAGUUUGUUUAUACAUGGGUUAAAAUGUACCCUUUGAAAUACAUGUACUGUGAAUUGACAGGAUGCUCAUACCUUUCCCUUCUGUCUGUUCCCUUCUGAAAACCAUAAUAAAGUAUUUUUAUAUGAA